Serpula lacrymans var. lacrymans S7.9 is the source of this 1182-nucleotide messenger RNA. RefSeq lists its product as uncharacterized. NCBI's taxonomy places the organism in Eukaryota, Fungi, Basidiomycota, Agaricomycetes, Boletales, Serpulaceae. Bases 70 to 363 code for a protein of 97 amino acids. The transcript is spliced from 2 exons. The record is from RefSeq and is a predicted model, not a curated record.
AUCACCGUCGUCGUUCAUUGUAGGUGGGAUAAGAGUCAUACGACAUGAGUUCUGUACGGUACGGCAGUUAUGACAGAGCGGAUUAUUCGGAGGAGAGCAGGGGCUAUGCUGGGCUAUCAGUCUCGGCCUGCCCUCUCGGCUCGGCUUCAAGAAAAAAAACCUGCCAGUGUAUGCAUGCGUGUCUACCAUUUAUCGAUCUAUCCAAGACACUACCGCCCGCCUGUUCUAGCCGCGAAGAAUGGUUGUGGGUACUAUAGGGUGCGAACAAUGCCAGCUCAUGAUCCCAAAAAAAUCAGUAUACACUAUACUGCCAUCAGUAUCGGAAGUUGGGGAUGUGAGAGAGCAGUGCGGUGUGCAUGCUGAUGAUGAUCUAGAAAGGGUAUCAUCCACCUGUCAAGGAUCAAACUACACCCACGGUCAACCAUCGCCGCACCAUAACGCUCCCCGCAUUGCAUCCAUUUUUUCUCAUACAUUCCAACUGCGAAAAACAAAACAAAGAAUCACUAGCGCAUAAUCGUCCGUCCGUUCAUUCGCUAAUCCCGUUGUGCAAGGCAGCUAUACAUAGAUACUGGGCUGACGCUCACUGAAGACCGACGGUGGCGGAGAAGUGAGGCGUCUUGAGAUGAUAGUAAUAAAUAGGAGUUGGCGAAGAUCUGCAACUCGACUCUGUGCGCCAAUACGAGUAGUUUGGGAUCUUCAAACACAGAACACCCAUGGCGCCAGUUAUCCGUGACACUUUUCCUCCAUUUUAGUCGCCGACAGGAUUGGCUGCUGUCAAGAACCCACACGUCAACACUGAACACUGCCGCAAUUCAAAAGAUCUCCUCCAUUCCCUCCUAAAUGUGUAGAAAACCGCACACGCGGACUCGUUCAAUCCGUUAUCGUAGACAGACAGCUCAUACUUGGUGGUACAGCCCUAUGGACGAACCGACGUUGACGGAUAAAAGACGCUCGUAAGUGAGAUAAAACCGCUGUUCAGAUCCAAACAACGCGUCGAAGGGGUGGCAGAAAAGAUGGAUAGACGACACACCUGGUCGAGGAAGAUCUGCGCAAGUCGGUGCAGCUUAAGUUGGAUCUCCAGCGCUUCAAAGCUCCUUGUUUGAAGCAUCUCCUCAAGAACAAAGUGACGCUCGUGAGUCCAGAUGGGGGGGGACACGUCGACGACACGCAUGGAACCAGGGU